Messenger RNA from Pollicipes pollicipes, 951 nucleotides. RefSeq names its product dynein light chain roadblock-type 2. The coding region runs from base 305 to 598 and encodes 97 amino acids. Gene Ontology annotation, biological process: microtubule-based movement. Gene Ontology annotation, cellular component: cytoplasmic dynein complex. The transcript is spliced from 4 exons. The record is from RefSeq and is a predicted model, not a curated record. NCBI's taxonomy places the organism in Eukaryota, Metazoa, Arthropoda, Thecostraca, Pollicipedomorpha, Pollicipedidae.
UAUGCUCCGCUUGAGGGGAAAACAAACUCCAAACGCGUACCGUAUCAGAUGAAGGCGGUUAUACUUGCGUGUCAUAUUUCAGGGAUACGGUGCCAACUAAGGGAUCGCAGAUGAUGUGAAAUUCAUGAGAUUUUGCCGACAGUCUUGGGUGCGCGCGCUUCUUUUUAGUAUUGUACCUUACGUAUUUUGAAAGGCCGUACACACUUUUUGUCGGCUUUUUCAGCUGCGUUGUAAACAUUUGUCAAACUUUAUUUCAGUUGCACCCAACGUGCCCUGCUCCGGCCGAACGAUUCGAUAACUUGCAAUGGCGGCCGAAGUGGAAGAGACGCUGAAACGCAUCCAGUCGCACAAGGGUGUUAUUGGAACGAUCAUCGUCAACUCGGAGGGCAUCCCGAUCCGAAGCACGAUGGAGAACUCGCUGACGGUGCAGUACUCGGGCCUCAUCAGCCAGCUGAACGACAAGGCACGCUCGACCGUGCGCGACCUGGACCCCACCAACGACCUCACCUUCCUGCGCAUCCGCUCCAAGAAGCACGAGAUCAUGGUGGCGCCCGAUAAGGAAUAUCUUCUGAUAGUGAUACAAAACCCAAACGAGUAGACGACGAAAGGCUGAUCGUCACCAUGGAGGUCCGCACGGAGGCAGCUGACGUUGCCGCUCCACCGAGGAUCAUCACCAGUGGGGACACGAUCGCUAUAGUUAUUUAUUGAUGCCUUGGGCGUCGUGCGGUCGCACAUUCCAUCUAUUGUAGACGGCAGCGCUGUGUGCGGCCUGCUGGCCUGGGCUAUUUUGUCGGGCGUCUGGACGGAAAGCUGCUGCUCGAAGCCACCUCGGGUGCUCUCCUGUACCCGGACAUGACCUUUCAUGGUUGUGGAUGAUCUGCGAGCAAAUUUUUCAUCUCAACAAUGCAAUGUAGACGUGUAUCGGAAAUAAAUUAUUGUGCGCGGUUUGGA